Molecule: messenger RNA, 901 nt
Organism: Pomacea canaliculata
Lineage: Eukaryota; Metazoa; Mollusca; Gastropoda; Architaenioglossa; Ampullariidae
Product: glutamate receptor ionotropic, delta-1-like
Exons: 2
Coding region: 8-601 (197 amino acids)
Source: RefSeq, a predicted model, not a curated record
UCUUCAGAUGAUUGCUCAUCGUAUGCACACGGCACAGAUGGUGACCAGCGACGACGACGCUUUCCCGCUGGUGUACACAGGCCAGGCCGCCUACAUCACUGACGUCAGCACGGUGGACUUCAUGUACAAGAGGGACUGCAAGAACCUGCACGUGGCCAAAAACAUCUUCAGCCCCAGCGGACUGGGCAUCGCACUGCCUCAGAAUGCUCACUACAAGGAGCCUUUUGACAGGGUGAUCCGCAAGCUGCAGGAAGUGGGUGUGCUGGAAGUGUGGAAGAGGCGGUGGUGGCGGACCUACAGCGACAGCUGCACCACGGAGUCGCCGGUAAAACCCGCCAAGAAGCUUGGUCUUGUCAACAUCGGCGGCCUCCUCAUCCUCUACAUCAUCAUGGUCGCGCUGGCCGCCCUCGUCUUGAUGCUGCAGCGCGUGUUCCAGGCGUCUGUGCGCAGUGGGCAUGCGCACUGCAAGCCCACCAUACCACGUGACCGUGCUCGCCACGUACCUUUUGAGAAGAAGAUACAGCAGCUGGAAGGACUACAAAAUGGCGAUGACCGCGAGAAGGACAAGUCAGAGAUGAAGACAGAAAUUAGUGACAACUAGCAAUAACCUGAUGAAGUUGACAAUUUACUUCAGCUUUAACAUUAAUUUAAUAAUUUAAUAAGUCGAUGUGCUUAUGGCGAUUUAAAUCAGUUGUGACAUCCAGACAGACAGGCCAUCUUGGCAACACUGAGCUGAAGCUAACCUGGCUGGCUCUGCUUGAAGCACAGUUGCCGCCAUCUUGCUACUCGUAAGGCGACCCUGUCUCAAUAUCAGGGAUCAAGCAAGACUGUUUAUUAUACAUAGUUAUUUGAGUGUAACAAGAGGCUGCUGUCACUGUUUCUAUUGUCAUAUCACAGCAAC